UACAUAAACACACUCACACUCUACCACAACUUUUGUCAUUUCAUAUACAUACAUACAUAUAUCCUCGAUUCCGCUUUCAAGAUGUCGAAGCAUCUGUCAAAGAGCAUUGCCCAGAUGAUUUCAAGGUCCAAAGAAGCGGUUUCUUGCUUUGUUCGUGACGAGAUCGCCGGUUUCCCGAAAUGGUUUGUGCUGAGAUUCUUAGCGAGGGCUGUCUUUGGCGUUUUCAUCGGCAUUCUUGCCUCGGGCAGCGUUUUGGUGGCGGCGGCUGUAGGAGCGGCGAGAGGUCACACGACGGGUACCGGACUUAUCCAAGGCGGUCUCGUGGGCGUCAUGGUCGGGGUGGUCACCGCGGUUCAAACGCUGAAAUCGGCGGUUGAGGGGCAACCCUUGUCCAAUGAGGUCGCGUUGCUGAGGAGAGUGGUGGAUGGGAAGGCAAUCAUGGAAUUGGCAAGUCCGGCGAUUCUCAAAGCCUAUCAGUGGCAAACGAUGGAAAUGGAAACAAGCUUCCAAGAGAUCUCGGAAUACAUGUACGAUAUCAAUGGAGGCAUAAGAUGUUUAUCGAGAAACGACAUCCAAAGACUUCCUGUGUUCAACAACUGUUUCGAUCACCAAAUCCAUUCGGACUGUUCUAUUUGCUUACAGGAAUGGAAGAUUGGGGAGGAGGGGAGAAAGCUGGGAUGUGGGCAUGCAUUUCAUGUCAACUGCAUAGAUGCAUGGCUGACUAGGCAAGGGACUUGCCCUAUUUGUAGAAAACGUGUUUCUAAUUAUACCUUUUCCUCUUAGAUAUAUAUAUAUAUAUAUUAUGGGAUGGAAAUAAUAGAGUACGUAUCGAUUUCUUGGUGGCAGUUGUCAUUUUGUGAAAUUA
Messenger RNA from Tarenaya hassleriana, 865 nucleotides. RefSeq names its product NEP1-interacting protein-like 2. Lineage: Eukaryota; Viridiplantae; Streptophyta; Magnoliopsida; Brassicales; Cleomaceae. The record is from RefSeq and is a predicted model, not a curated record. The transcript is spliced from 5 exons. Bases 82 to 783 code for a protein of 233 amino acids.